Molecule: messenger RNA, 1130 nt
Organism: Setaria italica (foxtail millet)
Lineage: Eukaryota; Viridiplantae; Streptophyta; Magnoliopsida; Poales; Poaceae
Product: expansin-B11
Exons: 4
Coding region: 103-981 (292 amino acids)
Biological process (GO): sexual reproduction
Cellular component (GO): extracellular region
Source: RefSeq, a predicted model, not a curated record
CACACUCGAGCUAAGCUCAGCCUCAGAGCCACUCUCGAGCUGCCACUGCACCAGUCUUGGCUUAGAACAAGCAGCAGAAACCAAGCAGCUCCUGCAGCAGCAAUGGCGAAGUCUCACACCUUGCUGCUCGGCGCACUGGUCGUGCUCGCGCUUCUGGUGAGCCCCAUUGCUUGCUCCCGCAAGCUCGCCAAGCCCAACAAGCACAGGCCGAGCCACAAGCCGGCUGUCAGGGCCCGCAGCAACUACACCGCUACCCCCUCGGCCUCCGACGCCUACGGCUCCGGCGGCUGGCUGUCCGCUGGCGCGACGUACUACGGCGCCCCCAACGGCGACGGCAGUGACGGCGGCGCGUGCGGCUACCAGACCGCCGUCGGGCAGCGGCCCUUCUCGUCGAUGAUCUCCGCCGGCAGCCCGUCGCUGUUCAAGGGAGGCAAGGGCUGUGGCGCCUGCUACGAGGUUAAAUGCGACAGCAACCCAGCGUGCUCCGGCCAGCCGGCGACCGUGGUCAUAACCGACGAGUGCCCCGGCGGCGUCUGCCUCGCCGAGGCGGCCCACUUCGACAUGAGCGGCACCUCCAUGGGCGCCAUGGCGAAGCCCGGCAUGGCCGACAGGCUUCGCGCCGCCGGCAUCCUAAAGGUCCAGUACAAGAGGGUGCCGUGCAAGUACAGCGGCUUGAACAUCGCCUUCCGGGUUGACCAAGGCUCCAAUCCGUUCUACUUCGAGGUCCUGAUCGAGUUCGAGGACGGCGACGGCGACCUCAGCGCCGUCGACCUCAUGGAGGCCGGGUGCGGCACCUGGACCCCUAUGGUGCAGAACUGGGGCGCGCUGUGGCGCUACAACUCCAACACCGGCAAGGCGCUGAGGGCGCCCUUCUCGCUGCGGCUCACCUCCGAGUCCGGCAAGGUCCUCGUCGCCAACAACGUCAUCCCCGCCGGCUGGACGGCCGGCGCCACGUACCGCUCCUUGGUGAACUACUCCUGAAUGAACUGCAGCGGCGGUUUCACUUUCACCCCCGCUGCGCUUGGCCGGAUUAUUAUGCGUGGCCAAGAAUUGACUGCAGGGUGUGGUGGUUAAGAAAGAAUCUCGAGUUUGCUUCGUGUGAAAUGUGUGUGCGGGUGUCUGCGAGAGGC